UACAGGACCCAAUAUUUUAAUUCAAUGCAUUGGUUUAGAUGUAACAAAGCUUAAACCAGCAUAUCCAUUGACUCUAUCUGAUUGAGUAUAUCGUAUAAUGUGUUGCAACCACCAAUCAACCCGUGGACACCAUAUGUUGAUCACGGACAGAUUGCGCUCAAUUAUAGCUAGUCCACAAACAUUGUAGAUUCCAGCAAAAUCAUUGAGAAGUUUGGACGAUAAGCAGCAUUCCUUUUCACGACCACGGAGAAAAAGUCAUGUUACAAUCGCUAGUCUUUGUUAGUAGCAUCCUCUUGAUACUAUGGAACGUAAUAGGUUCAAGGUCAUUGGACUAUGAGCCAGUUGCGUGUUUCCUUGCACCACGCAAUGGGAAGAGUGUCGACCUUAAAGGAACCCAUGUGAAGAACUUUAAAUCGUCAUUGGAUUUCUCGGCUCUUGAAAAGACAGUCGUACACCCUUGCUACGAAUUACUCAAACACAACAAUGAUGUAUUGUACUUCGGUAUUUUUGACCACAGCGAGUGUUAUAGCUUUAAAAAGGGGUGGCUGAACAUAGAGCUUCUUAAACACCCAUCUCGUGAAUGCAAGGAUGGAAAGGUUGGAGGGAAGGAUACAAUAUUUCUAUACAAGAUCAGGCAAUAUACAGAAUAUGGAUGUUUCCUCACUACAAGUGAAGGCAAAAGUAUCGACCUAAAAGGAACCAUGGUGGCGAACUUCAAAUCAGCAUUGAUCGACUCGGCGCUAGAUAAGACGGUCGUACACCCGUGUUAUGAUACAUUAAAGGACAACGAGGACGUAUUGUACUUCGGCAUCGUGGACAACAGCGAGUGCUACAGUUUCAAGAAGGGGUGGCACAACAGAGACAUACUUGCACAGCCGUCCGACAGGUGCACGGACGGAAAGGUGGGAGGGAAGGAUACCGUAUUUCUUUAUACGAUCAGACGACAUUGGAAAAAAGACGAAUUGUAAAGAACAACUACACUACACAGGUGAACGGAUUGACAAAACGACCAAUGUACAGUAUAUACACAUUGAAGUACGACGGUAUUUCCUCUGUGUCGUUAUCAGUAUGGACGCUAUAUUGCCAAAAACGUCGAAGGCAACGAUAACAAAAAUGAGCCUUUUCCUGAUAAACUUGUAGACCAUUUCGAUCUCCCAGAACGAUGGGCCCAAGUCAGCAACAGGAGCUUUGCGACCCUCGGUCAUCAUCCGUGCGUUCAUAACAUAAUGGAACAUGUCUACAGGAAUAGCUAUCAUAAAAGUUCUCUCCGGUAACGGCGGAACUCUUGCAAUAAUUCUGAAAUUAAUGUACACAUGAAUCGGUAUACGAUCUUUAAAAUAGUAUUAUCAUAUUACAUGUAUAAAUCGGAAUUUUCGACCUGGUCACCUCAAAAGUUCAUUGUAGAAUUAGUAGGGUUCUUUGCUGGUGUUGCCACCAAGCUCAAGGUGACAGAAGUAGGCAGUUGUGAGCUGGAGACAAACAUGGAAGACAAAAUAAUAUUUC
This is a messenger RNA of Lineus longissimus, 1503 nucleotides long. RefSeq lists its product as uncharacterized. Lineage: Eukaryota; Metazoa; Nemertea; Pilidiophora; Heteronemertea; Lineidae. The coding region runs from base 258 to 968 and encodes 236 amino acids. The record is from RefSeq and is a predicted model, not a curated record. The transcript is spliced from 5 exons.